Messenger RNA from Trichoderma breve, 2166 nucleotides. Its product is annotated as calcium-activated chloride channel domain-containing protein. The transcript has 5 exons. Gene Ontology annotation, biological process: chloride transmembrane transport. Gene Ontology annotation, molecular function: chloride channel activity. The coding region runs from base 1 to 2166 and encodes 721 amino acids. Lineage: Eukaryota; Fungi; Ascomycota; Sordariomycetes; Hypocreales; Hypocreaceae. Gene Ontology annotation, cellular component: cortical endoplasmic reticulum. The record is from RefSeq and is a predicted model, not a curated record.
AUGCCUCGUCAUUUGGAAGUACCGCCGGUCAAAGAUCCGGAGCUUCGCCGAUCACCCUCACCACCUCCAUCACGCGCUCAUGUAACAUACAACGACAAAUACGUUGUCGUUUAUGACUUUAGUGAUACAGACUACGAGACAGCCACAAAUGAAUUCACUGCCCUGCUCAAAAACCUGGAGGCUACUGGCCUCCAUGUUGAAGUAAGACCGGGAUAUGAGCAAACAAUCCUGCUCUUUGUAAAGGCGCCAAGCGCGCUUCUCGGGAACAGAGUUUACAAAUUGAGAGUGAGGGAUUGGCUAUAUGGCGUCACUCAAACGCGGCCACCGGGCAAUAAGUAUACCAUCGUGCGAGCAUGGUACGAGGCUGAAGAUAUUUUGUCCAUGGACCAUUUGGUCAACUGGCCACAAUCCAUGGGAGGAGCGGGCAUCACUCCAGGCAUCGGUCAAUGGAAGAAUGUCAAGGCUAUUUACCCUAUGCACAAUGAUAAAGUCAACCAGGCACUCCUACGGGGUCUCAGUAAGAAGCUGCUCCUUGGUAUCGAAGACUUGGACAAGAUUCGAGACCUUUUCGGUUCAAAAGUAUCAUUUUACUUUGCAUUUGGUCAAUCAUAUUCGGCUUUUCUCAUCUUCCCCGCCAUUACCGGCCUCUUCACCUGGCUAUGGCUUCCCAAGUACUCCAUCGUUUAUACAAUCCUAACUGUUGUUUGGUGCACCGUCUUCCUAGAGUACUGGAAAGUCCGAGAAGUCGACCUGAGUGUUCGUUGGCAGGUGAGAGGCGUAAACAAAACAAAGACAAAUCGACCAGAAUACAAAUAUGAGAAGGUCAUUGUGGACCAAUACGGUCGAACUAUUCACUACAGUCCCAAGUGGAAACAGAUUUCACGGCAGCUUCUCCAGGUGCCUUUCAUGGCCAUCGCUACUGUAGCGCUCGGCAUUCUGAUUAGUGCAGUAUUCGCCGUUGAGAUUCUGAUAUCCGAUUCAUAUGAUGGUCCGAAUAAUUUCUACCUUGAUUAUUUACCUACGGUGUUACUGGCUGUUCUGAUUCCCUAUAUCAGUUCAUACCUUGAAACAGUGGCCAAGUGGUUAACAAACUAUGAGAACCACCGAACGGCGGAUAACCACGAAAUGUCUCUCACACAAAAGAUUUUCGUUCUCAGCAUCAUCACAAACUAUUUGCCCAUCCUACUCACUGCCUUUGUCUAUGUGCCCUUUGGCGACCAAAUAUUCCCUUGGCUCGAGGGCCACAUUGUUCGGUUCGCGCCCAGUAUCGGCCACCAUCUCACCGAAAUACCUUUCCGACUGGACUCUGACCGUCUGCGCCACGAGGUCAUUACGUUGACUGUUACUGGACAACUGUCCAGCUUUUUCGAGGAAAACAUCUUGCCAUUGAUCAAGCAUAAAAUGAGCGGCUGGUAUCGAGAAUACCGCCGCGCUUAUACAAAGGAUACGAUUCUCAUCUCCAUGGUUACCGACGAUCAGGACGAGGCCGAGUUCUUGGAAAAGCGCCGCAACGAAGCAACAUUAGAGCACUAUAAUGUUCAGGAUGACAUUGCAGAGCUUGUUCUUCAGUUUGGAUACCUGGCCCUGUUUUCGUCUGCCUGGCCGCUUAUUCCACUGGGCUUCCUCAUCAACAAUUGGGUCGAGCUUCGAUCCGAUUUUGCAAAGAUUAGCAUCGAGCACCAGAGACCUGCACCAGUCCGGGCAGAUGGUAUUGGGCCUUGGAUCGUGUCUCUGGAAAUUCUCGUGUGGCUAGGGAGUAUCACAUCCGCAUCGAUUGUUCAUUUGUUCAGCACGGAUGGAGUUUUGAGCGGGGGCUGGUCGACUCUGCCGCUGACUAUCUUCAUCAGUGAGCAUAUUCUCCUCGCUUUAACGGCAGUGGCUCGCGUCAUUUUCCAGCGUUUUGGCUCCAAGGAGCUACGCAGAGAGAGGAGCGAGCAGUACGCAAGAAGACUGUCCAUCUUGGAGGAGAUUGAGGAGCAUAAGCGUGACGGAGAGCACAUUGGUCCGAGAGAGCGAGAGCGCAGAAAAUCACUGCUAAUUGCGGGCAAUGAGAGUUUCUGGACAAAGCAGUUGGAAGACGGGGCGAGUGCGGCAGCUGGGAUGAAGCUGAUUACGCUGGCGAGAAAAUGGGAAGAGUCGAAUGGGGAGAUCAAGAAGAAACAGUAG